CGCUCUCGGCGCCACUCCCGGCGCCGCUCGCGAUCCCGAUCCCGAUCCCGAUCCCGAUCCCGGUCCCGGCCCCCGGCCCAUGAGGGCGGCUUGGGGCGGUCCGAUGCGGCGGCGGGCAGGAUGCACCAGAAGCUGCUGCGCAGCGCGCACUACAUCGAGCUGGGCAGCUACCAAUACUGGCCGGUGCUGGUGCCCCGCGGCAUCCGGCUCUACACGUACGAGCAGAUCCCGGUGUUCCUGAAGGACAACCCCUACAUCACCGAUGGAUACCGCGCCUAUCUGCCCUCCCGCCUGUGCAUCAAGAGCCUCUUCAUCCUCUCCAACGAGACCGUCAACAUCUGGAGCCACCUGCUCGGCUUCCUGCUCUUCUUCACGCUCGGCAUCUACGACCUGACGGCCGUGCUGCCGGCGGCCGGAGCCUCCCGCGAGGACUUCGUCAUCUGCUCCGUCUGCCUCUUCUGCUUCCAGGUCUGCAUGCUUUGCUCAGUAGGAUAUCACCUGUUCUGCUGCCACCGCUCCGAGAAGACGAGCCGGCGCUGGAUGGCCCUGGAUUACGCGGGAAUUUCCAUCGGGAUCCUAGGCUGCUACGUGUCAGGCGUGUUCUAUGCCUUCUACUGCAGUAACUACUGGCGCCAGGUGUAUUUGAUCACUGUGCUGGCCAUGAUCCUGGCAGUGUUUUUUGCCCAGAUCCACCCCAGUUAUCUCACACAGCAGUGGCACAGGCUGCGCUCCGUCAUCUUCUGCUCCGUGUCUGGCUAUGGAAUCAUUCCCACCAUCCACUGGGUUUGGCUCAAUGGUGGCGUUGGUGCAUCCAUUGUACAGGAGUUUGCUCCCCGGGUAUUUGUCAUGUACUUCAUCGCUGCUGUAGCUUUUCUCUUCUAUAUUUCCAAAGUUCCAGAAAGAUACUUCCCAGGCCAGCUGAACUACCUCGGCUCGAGCCACCAGGUUUGGCACAUCCUGGCAGUGGUGAUGCUGUACUGGUGGCACCAGUCCACAGUGUACAUCAUGCAGUACCGACACAGCAAGCCCUGUCCCGAGUACAGCACGGACUUGUGAGCCAAGAGGCAGCACGAGAGGAGCUGUGACUGAGGGUCUGGACCUCAUGUGAUGAGCGGUGCUGUCAAGGACUGAGGCAGUUCCUUUGCUGACUCCUGGACUGUUACCCCUUGCUGGGACAGUGUUACUGCAAGCUUUGAUCAACACAGCAGUGCUGCCUGGGACCUGAGGGGCAUUUCCUUCUCAGCCAGUUGCUGCUCUGCAGUCAAGUGCCAAGCAGCUCUUCCUGGAGCGAGACAGCAGCAGGCUGAACUGACUUGGCCAUCGAUGCCAGCAGGGUGUUUUGGUGCCUGGCAAACACCAACAGCUCAGCCAAGAGUACUCAAGCCUGGACACUAGGUUCUCAGGUGGUGUGCACAGCUAGAACACUUCUGACAGCGUGCCUGUAAAGUGUAGUAACUGUUGGAGCCGGUCCUGGAUCCUUCAGCCUUUGCCUGGGAGAUGUGCUUAUACUGCAGCGUUGGCACAGGAACGGAGGAACUGGAAUUCAGUGGAUUUGGGUCCUGCUCUGGACAAGCUCUUUCCCACUCCCCUGGAGAUACGAUCACAUGACAUCCAGCACACCUCAAUCUCCACUGCAGAUCUCAAAGAUAGCCUCCCCCAAAGGGGGGUCAUGCCAUGGCUUGAAGGAAUUUCUCUAGCCAGUAAUCUGGAAUCGGUUUUCUAAAACACUCCAGGAGUAGCACUAAGCCUGCGUGUCCAUGGUUGUUGCUGUUUUGCAAUCAGUGACCCUGCUGCAGAUACAAAUUCCUGACCUUUGGCCUUUCCAUGCACUCACAGAUACUGCUGUCCAAAAGGCCUUGCUGCCACCCUCCUGCCACAGUGCAAAGGCUGACUGGAGUUCCAGGAUGUGUUGCAGCCCCACCUUUUAUAAAAUGAACACUAAGGAGCCAUGAAAUACACUGGUUAUUGCAUAGCUGCAGCCCAGCACAAGCUCCUGGGCUGCCAGUCUUCCAAAGAGCAUUGAAAUCCGCUGGACUUGUGGGUUAGAGGUAAGGAUGCUGUUGGGACUGAUCCUGAGUGACUGUCCUUGUGGAGAGUGACUUCCUCAGGGCAGGCAGCCUCUGUUAGUUGCACAAAGCUGCCUCUCCCUGGGCUAAGGCAGAGGAGCAGGACUUGUUUUCUGGUCAGGGUGUGCCAAGGAGACAGGGUGUGGACGUGAACGCUUACAGAUGGGCACCUGAACUCCUUGGGCACGCUUGGAAGAGGCAGGAUACAAUCUCCUCCUGCUCUACUGGACAGGGAUGUGGUCUGUUUAGGUCAGAGGGUGAUUCUGGUGCUUUUUUGUGGUUUUUGGGGUUUUUUUUUUAAACUCCAAAAACAAGUAUUGGCAAAACUGACUCCGCAGUAAUGAUUCAGCUCCCAGAGCUUUAAGCCUUUCAGUGUAAAUACUGAUUUUUUAAUGAUUUUUUUUAACUUGACUGCCAAGCAAGUUUCAAGUGCACUAAUUACUACUACUGAAGCCUGACAAGGAACUUGCAGUAUAAAAGUCUGUUUCCAGUGUUAUGUGUACAGUAAUACCUGUAGAAUGUGUCUGUGCUCUGAAAUAAUACUGACUUUAGCACUCACUAAUGUAUUUUUUUAAUGGAAACUCUUAACUACUCUAGCAGUUUUCACCAGAUAAACUCAUUGCCAAGCUGUGCAUUUUUACCUGACACAAUUUAUCAAGCUGCAUGAUGGUCUUUGAUGUACAUACUGAACCUAUAAAUAAAUUGCAGUUCAUUGGCUUUUC
Messenger RNA from Catharus ustulatus (Swainson's thrush), 2788 nucleotides. RefSeq names its product progestin and adipoQ receptor family member 3 (gene PAQR3). Bases 121 to 1056 code for a protein of 311 amino acids. Lineage: Eukaryota; Metazoa; Chordata; Aves; Passeriformes; Turdidae. Gene Ontology annotation, molecular function: signaling receptor activity. The record is from RefSeq and is a predicted model, not a curated record. The transcript has 7 exons. Gene Ontology annotation, cellular component: membrane.